AAUCACACCCUCGCGGGCGGGAGGCGGGGCGACGCAACUGUCGAGCUCGCGCAGGCGUGGUGCAGGCUGGUCGGCGCCUCUGCACUGCGAGGGGCGUCAGCGCAGGGAUCUCAGCCAGCGUUGAGUGUGGCGCCAGGAACCGUGUGUGGGUGAUUCUCCCUGGGGUCAUGCAGAGAGCAUCCCGUCUGAAGAGAGAGCUGAGUCUGCUGGCCGCGGAGCCGCCCCCGGGCAUCACAUGCUGGCAGGAUGGGGACCGAAUGGAAGAUCUGCGAGCUCAGAUAUUAGGUGGAGCAGACACACCUUAUGAAAAAGGUGUUUUCAAGCUGGAAGUUAACAUUCCUGAGAGGUACCCAUUUGAACCUCCUCAGAUCCGAUUUCUGACUCCCAUCUACCAUCCCAACAUCGAUUCUGCUGGAAGGAUUUGUUUAGAUGUUCUCAAGUUGCCGCCAAAAGGCGCCUGGAGACCGUCCCUCAACAUCGCGACCCUGCUGACUUCUGUUCAGCAGCUCAUGGCCGAGCCCAACCCCGAUGACCCGCUCAUGGCCGACAUCUCCUCAGAGUUUAAAUACAACAAGCCCGUCUUCCUCAGGAAUGCCAGGCAGUGGACAGAGAAGCACGCGAGACAGAAGGUGGGGUGUCUGUACAGCUCUGAUUGCGCUCCUGUUGUUGCUCUGUUAAGCGCUGAUGAAGAAGAGACGCCUGAUAACCCCCCAGAGGCGGGUGACUCAGAAGGGCACAGCGAAGCACAGAAGAGGAAAGCCAGGCCCCUGGGCGGCGUAGAAAAGAAAUUCUGCCCUGACGUUUAGGGUGGGGUUUGUCCUGGCCCGUCUCAGUUAAUAGGUUCUUUGCCAGCAUGGUCCAAUUUGCUUACGUUUCUGGAAUGUUUUUCUUUGUAUUUGAUGACAUUAUCGUUUUUAUAUCCUGUGAAACAGACCUUGUGUAUUUAUAUGUUCUGCUCUACAUUGAUUCUCUGAGUGCAGUUUGUUUUAUUUAGCUAAUACAUAUGUGUCCCCAAACUUGUAAACCUGGAAAAUAAAUAAUCAUCUAGUGUUGA
Messenger RNA from Lagenorhynchus albirostris (white-beaked dolphin), 1054 nucleotides. RefSeq names its product ubiquitin conjugating enzyme E2 T (gene UBE2T). Lineage: Eukaryota; Metazoa; Chordata; Mammalia; Artiodactyla; Delphinidae. The transcript has 7 exons. The record is from RefSeq and is a predicted model, not a curated record. Bases 168 to 806 code for a protein of 212 amino acids.